Molecule: messenger RNA, 2035 nt
Organism: Strongylocentrotus purpuratus (purple sea urchin)
Lineage: Eukaryota; Metazoa; Echinodermata; Echinoidea; Camarodonta; Strongylocentrotidae
Product: serine/arginine repetitive matrix protein 2
Exons: 2
Coding region: 151-1866 (571 amino acids)
Cellular component (GO): plasma membrane
Source: RefSeq, a predicted model, not a curated record
UUCAUAGCGCGUCAUGGCAACCCAAAAGUUUGUUAUCAAUUACGCGCCAAAUUUGAUGCAGGGUUUUAUUUCUCAAACUUGCGAUUUCCUGCGAAACGUUUAUUUACAUUCCUCUUUGUUGUCUAUUCCACAUCGAACGAAUCUGCCGACAUGCCAAAAACACGGAAACAGUUGGAUCUGAACACCUGUACGGUGGACGAACUGGAAUCCGUCGACGGGGUGACGAGAUCAUUGGCAAAACGGAUCGCCGAUUAUAGAAGCCGAGCAGGAUACUUUAACAACAUCAACGAGUUGGGCAAAGUGCGAGGAGUAGGUGAUCACACGUUGUCAAUUAUUUCUAAACACGUCUACAUUCUUCCCUCUUCGCCGAGAUCCCGUCGUUCAAGUCUUGCAUCGUCAAGGGCCAACUCGCCUCAACGUAGACGAUCUCGGAGAAACGCUUCACGGGUGUCGUUCAGCAGUUCUCCAAGCCCGAUUCGCCGCAAGUCGCCCAAGCAAGAAGUUGCUCCACCGAUCCGGAGGUCGGAGCGCGUUUUAUCAAGGUCGACUCUCUCCCGGAGAUCGUCACAAAGCUCGCCUUCUCGUCGGAGCUCUCCCCGCCAUACGUCACCAAAACGCCAAGCUAGUAAGCAAAAUCGUUCGACCAAAAAGAAUUCAAAAUCUAGAUAUAGAAGUGGGCCAGUUUUCGUGGACUCCGCACAAAAUGUCAGCAUCGAUAUCGGCAAACUUGCGAAAGAAGGCUGCAAUCUGACUCUGCAUAACGGUGCUGUCGACGGGCAGUUGUGUCACCUCAUGACCAUUAACGUCAAGGAACUGGAUGGUCCUGGUCCAAGUAUUGGUUUAUCAAUACCAGCUCCUGGUCGAGCCAUUACCGAACAACAACGAUCUUCCUCUCCAGAACGUCUUAGCCGAGCGUCAUCCGUUGUCGACGAGAACGUCAGGGAAUACAUGGUGAUGCGUGAAACCAAGAGAGCGACCGAAAAUUUCUCUGAGGAACCGGGAAUCGCAGAGGAACUUCCUAGGCUUACGACAAAGAAAUUUCCAGGACUUUCUCAGAAAAAGAUAAGUCCUCGAAAAGAUCAGAAAAAUUGGAAUAGCAGCGGGGACAAUCGCAGAAGGUCCAGAUCUAGAACUCGAACUGUGUCUCGGUCUGUAUCUCGAUCUGCGUCGCCGCAGAAAGGCAGUCUCCGAAUAUCGAGAUCUAGAAGUGGAAGUCGAAAGCGUUCUGCACCUCGAUCACGAAGACGAAACGAGUCAAAGGCGAAUGAACGUCUGUCCCGAUCUGACAUCGAGAACUGGUUGCAAGAGGGGGCGGCACCACUUCGGAUUGACAGAGGAGAGGUAAAUGGACCCUUGGCGUCUUCUACACCAAGACGCAGAAGAGAACGACGAAGUCAAUCUCCAACCAGAAGACGAGAUGUCGCUGGUCCAUCGAGGAUUGAAGACGAUGGACGGAAUGAGCCAGUAGUCCUAAACAGGUCCGGGGCUAAACAGGUUCGUCAACCCGCCGUUCAAGAUCCUCGUCGAUCUCGGAAAGAAGACGAGGAGCAGUUUACGGGAAGAAGGAAAAGAAAUCGUGAUAGCGGGUCGCCACGACGAAAGUUGGAUUUGGAUGACGAUGUCGGCAACGCUCGUGGUCAGCAACAUGAUACCGUAGUCAUUGACCAGGGAAUCCAAACCACGGAUAGAGAUCGUAGUCGUUCUCGCGGUCGCCAGUCCUCUACUCGACCAGCUAAAGAUGAAGGCGGAGACGAGCUGGCACGUCGACAACGCAGUCGUGAGCCACGUCAUCGAGAUUCGCAUCGUCGUCGAAGGCACGAAGAGACGGCUUCGUACGCUAUGGGAUCAUGGUGUUCAAUCGCAUGAAAAUAAAAUGUAUUCGAAGUAGACUAUGAUCAUUAGUAGCUGGAAAACUAACUGCACUGAUUUUGGCAAGUUCAAGGGAUUUAAUUUUCGGGGCUCAUGCGGUUCUAAAAAGUUUGUAAGUGAUCUCCAACUUCCUGUUAUCUCCAUGAUGCGUAUAAAUAUAGGCCUA